AUGUCAGCCCCUUCGCCCGUCGAUGCUCCGCAGCAUGUCCUGGAGCUCCUCUCUGAACUCCAUCAGAAGUCACUGGAACAGGAAGCUGCCAUGUCUUCUGCAAAGAAAGGAAAAGUCUUCUCAACAGAAAUACUGGAUGAUCUGAAAGAUCAAAAGCCCAGUGGCAGCCCUCAAAAUGAAUUUGAUCAGCUCAUGCGUGACAAGUUCAUCGCACUGGACGAAGAUAAAUGCCAAUUCACCUACCAGCUCAUCAACGCGAUGGGGGCCACGAAUAUCAUCGAGGCAGGGACCAGCUUCGGAGUCAGCACCAUCUAUCUUGCUCUUGCUGUCGCUAAAACGAAAGCCGCUACAGGUAAAUCCGGAAUUGUGAUUGCGACGGAAAAAGAGAAGCAAAAGGCGGACAUCGCACGCAAGUACUGGGCGCAAUGUGGUGCGAUGGUUGAGGACCAGAUUGAUCUAAGAGAGGGAGAUCUGCUUGAGACUCUGAAAGACGGGCUGCCCCAGAUUGAUCUCCUCCUUCUCGACAUUUGGUCAGCCCUUGCUCUUCCAACACUCAAGACUGUCCUGCCUCGUCUUCGACACGGCGCAGUUGUGCUGACCGACAACACAAUAUCUGGCUCUGAGGGAUACGCGGACCUGCUGGGAUAUCUACGAACCCCCGAGAAUGGAUUUCAGAAUAUGACUCUUCCUUUUACCAAUGGGUUUGAGAUGAGUGUUUACUUGCCAAAAUCACAUUGA
Messenger RNA from Paecilomyces variotii, 738 nucleotides. Its product is annotated as O-methyltransferase. The coding region runs from base 1 to 738 and encodes 245 amino acids. The transcript is spliced from 2 exons. Gene Ontology annotation, molecular function: O-methyltransferase activity. The record is from RefSeq and is a predicted model, not a curated record. Lineage: Eukaryota; Fungi; Ascomycota; Eurotiomycetes; Eurotiales; Thermoascaceae.